Messenger RNA from Arctia plantaginis, 2379 nucleotides. NCBI's taxonomy places the organism in Eukaryota, Metazoa, Arthropoda, Insecta, Lepidoptera, Erebidae. The record is from the annotation of a GenBank genome assembly.
AUGAUGAGUAAAGCUGAGAGGAUUCCAGACCCAAAAUGUCCAUAUCGAAAUGUAGGUUUAUCGGCUAAAGAAAAAAGCUACGUUAUAUGCAGAUGUCAGACAAGAUCGACCCGCUAUAUCCUAUUGAAAAACUUAGCUCUAAACGCUAUAAAGGAAAAAAAAAUAUUUACAAUUUAUGGUUUCUGUAAAGUAAUACGAAAAGAACUAACCGAACGGGGAUGGGUUGAAAAGUACCCUUCUAAUCAAAUGAACUUGUCUAAGCUAAAAAAAGGUGCAUUUAAAACUCAAACUCAAAAAGAGAGUGAAUUAGAAAAAUUACUUCUAUCUAAUUUUGUCAGCAAGUGCCCGCCCAAUUUUAUAUGGCAUGUGGGUUCUCAUGCUUUAUGUCGUAAAAUCGAAAGGGCUGAAGAUGGUACGACAAUAGAAAAUAGGUUGACGGCCGAUAGUAUGUGGACAACUAAACAAGGCUUAUGCUCAUCUAUGAAAAGAAACUACUGGUUUUAUGUUGAAGAUGUAUCUGAAGUUACUGCGCCACGUACCUACAAUACCUAUGACAAUUAUGAAGUAGAAGACUUUGACAAAGACUACAAAAUUACUGCAUGCACUAGCCUACUGAAAUGGGUCCUGUUUAUGGUUGCUAAUCAGAGGCCUGUGUUCACUGAUACGGGGAAAAUUUCUACGAACAUAUUAGUUUUCGCUUUAAAUAGAUGCAAAGAAUAUCUUUUUAGGAAACGAAAUAGAGACAUCGACCGUAAGUUUAAUGUCGUCAGUGAAGAGCAAUGGAACACAUUUUUAAAAAAAUACCAUCUGCUCAUUGAUAAAAAAGAAGUGUUCCAAACAGAUGUGAAGGAAGAUAAAUUAGGAUUGUAUUUGGGCUACACAAAAUAUUUGCUUAAAGAGAUAUGUAGAUAUCGACCUCAAUUGAAUUGUGAAGGUUACCACAAUGUUUGGAUCAUAAAGCCACCCCACAAUUGUAGAGGCAGGGGCAUAAAAAUAGCUUCUAAAUUAACAGAGAUUACAGAUCUAGUACAGAAAUCCAAUAAAACUAAGUUUGUCGUCCAAAAGUAUAUCGAGGAACCAUUAUUGAUACACGAAACAAAAUUCGACAUUAGGCAAUAUUAUUUGGUUACAAGUACUUAUCCCUUGGUGAUAUGGAUGUAUGAAGACUGUUAUUUAAAAUUUAGCUCACAAAAAUACAACAUUAUGGAUUAUCACGAAUCCAUCCACUUGACAAACAAUGCUGUUCAGAGGAAAUACAAAAACUGUGCAGAUAGGCACCCAGAGCUCCCGGUAGAUAACAUGUGGGACUUGACCACAUACAAAGCAUAUCUGAGGAGCAUCGGCCAGAACAAAACGUGGCACAACGUCAUAUAUCCUGGCAUGAGAAAAGCUAUUAUCGGUAUCAUGCUUAGUUGUCAAGAUUCCAUCCCAGUAUCCAAAAAUCGAUUCGAACUUUACGGUUGCGAUUUUAUACUAGACAAAAUGUAUACGCCGUGGCUCAUAGAGAUAAAUUCUUGCCCUGAUCUUGAGCACACCACGCCUAUUACAGCAAAAAUUUGUCCUGCUGUCAUAGCUGAUAUCGUUAAAGUUGUCAUUGACUACCGUAAGGAUGAGAAUGCUUCAACGGGCAAUUUUGAAUGCAUCUACCAUCAGCCAAUGACUACACCAAGAUAUGGACCAGCUGUGGAUUUGUGUGUGCGAGGAUACAGCUUGCCUUACAACUACUUCUACCGAGGUGUUGUUCCAAAAUCAAACUAUGACUAUAAUACUAAUAUAGAUAAAGAAAUAGUUAACAAUGCCUUAGAGGUAUCACAGGAAUUAGAAAGAUAUUAUGACGCAAAUACAAUAAGAAUAUAUGCAGACGGUUUUAUUGGUUCAAAAAAUACCAAUAAACCUGCAAAUAGCAUAACUACAAAGAUAAGCGUUGCAUCUAAGUUAGACGAUCUUAUGGAUAAAUUAACUUUAGAACAUGGCAACUGUCUCUCUCGAACUCAAAGUGAUAAUAGCGUAACUAAAAUUGAAGCUGCUUUAAAGGAAUCAAUGACUAGACUAGCUUCUGCAGUAGUUACGGGUUGUUUACAACAGGAGGAGUCGGAAACUAUGUUCCGGAUUACUGAAGUUGAUGAUAAUCUGGAACAGGUUCGAAUCCCUAGUUUUAACAACAUACAAAACAUAUUGAAAAACUAUGAAGAUCAAGAAAAGAAAAAUUUUAAGAAUCAUAAUCAAUUAGCAACACGCUCACUCCAACCUGCUGAACAAUCAAAAUCAAAAAAUAUUAUACUCGAAGCAACGACGGACAUUGUUAACUUCAUUAGUAAAAGGGAAAAAGAAUACAACGUGAAUUAUGUUAACCUAACUUUAAAUAAACCGAUCGAUUAA